Molecule: messenger RNA, 2448 nt
Organism: Manduca sexta (tobacco hornworm)
Lineage: Eukaryota; Metazoa; Arthropoda; Insecta; Lepidoptera; Sphingidae
Product: probable peroxisomal acyl-coenzyme A oxidase 1
Exons: 13
Coding region: 111-2102 (663 amino acids)
Biological process (GO): lipid homeostasis; fatty acid beta-oxidation using acyl-CoA oxidase
Cellular component (GO): peroxisome
Molecular function (GO): fatty acid binding; acyl-CoA oxidase activity; FAD binding
Source: RefSeq, a predicted model, not a curated record
AUGCCGUAUAAAACAUGUUUAUGGGUUAGUGUUUAGUCAACUCAGAACAAGCUCGCAGUUUCAUUGCUUUCUGUUACCGAUUGGACGUGUCGCUCAUACUAAACACAGCGAUGAGUGUAAACAAAGAUUUGGAAAGAGAAAGAGCUAAUUGCACUUUCAAUGUUAGACAGCUAACGGAAUUCUUUGACGGGGGCCCACAAAAAACAUUGGAACGGAAAGAUAGAGAAAAGUUACUGUUAUCCAAGAGGAAGGAUUUGUUUGACGGUGUCCCUCUUAGUUGCCUCAGUCAUAAGGAGAAAUACGAAGAAUCUAUACGGAGAGACGUCAUCCUUUUUGAUUUAGUUCGCCAUGCCGUGGGUAGCCGAAACCUGAGUAAUUAUGGCGAUAUCCUAUUCAAUGUACUUCGAUGUAUGUCGUCGUGUGAUGGCUCACCAUUAAUCCUGCAUUACAUAAUGUUCAUGCCGGUGUUCCUGAGCCAGGCUGACGAAGAACAGCAGAAAGAGUGGUUCCCCAGGGCAUGGGAUUGCAGUAUUAUCGGUAGCUAUGCACAGACUGAGUUGGGUCACGGCACGUUUAUCCGAGGUUUGGAAACGACAGCGACCUAUGACCCUGAUACUAAACAGUUUAUACUCAACAGUCCCUCCAUGACUUCAUACAAAUGGUGGCCUGGUGGAUUGGGGAAUACUGCAAACUAUUGUAUAGUGAUAGCGCAAUUAUAUACCAAAGGACAAUGUCAUGGGAUUCAUUCUUUCAUCAUACAAGUUAGAGACGAGGAGACCCAUAUGCCUCUACCGGGAAUCAAAGUAGGAGAUAUAGGUCCCAAGAUGGGACUCAAUGCGGUGAAUAAUGGUUUUAUGGGUUUUGAUAAUAUAAGGAUACCAAGGAGGAAUAUGUUGAUGAAAUACGCCCAAGUUUUGGAGGACGGAACGUACGUGAAGUCUCCGAACAGCAAGUUGAAUUACGGUGCGAUGAUAUUCGUGAGGGUGGUGAUUGUCUACGAUAGCGUCAACUACCUGAUCAGGGCUGCCACAGUGGCCACCAGGUUCUCCGCCGUGCGGCGGCAGUGUCAACUAGAUGCUAAAGAGCCAGAAUGCCAAAUCUUGGACUACGUGACGCAGCAGCACAAGAUAUUCAUCAGCAUAGCGGCGAGCUACGCGAUGAAGCUCACUGCCAACAAGCUGUAUGACACAUACAAUCACAUCAACGAACAGCUGGGCGGCGGCAACUUGGAUAGAUUACCUGAGCUGCAUGCUCUAGCGUGUUGUUUGAAGGCGGUGGCUACCUGGGACACCACCCGAUACGUGGAGAGUUGCCGGCUGGCGUGUGGAGGGCACGGCUACAUGCUCUCCUCCAACAUGCCGCAAACCCACGCCUUUGUCAGCGCCUCCUGCACUUACGAGGGGGACAACACCGUGCUUCUUCUACAGACUGCUAGAUUUUUGGUGAAAACAUGGCAGAACGUGCACGGUAGUUUAACUCCUACCGUGGCGUAUAUGAGAGAGGCCAGUGCUAAAGACUUCGCUAGUAAAUGGGAGAAUACUGUAGAAGGAGUGAUCAGUAGUUUCCAAGCGGUGUCUACUAGAAAAAUCGCCUUUUGUGUAGAAAUAAUGACAAAAAGGGUCAAAAAUGGCAUGCCAUUUGCGGAAGCGUGGAAUAUGACUUCAGUGCAGUUGGUUGCAGCGGCUGAGAUUCAUUGCCGUGUGAUCAUUAUAACUACAUUUUACGAAGACAUAAAAACGGCAGCUCCUACUCUACCGUCUCCAAUAAGAGAAGUACUCUACCAGCUGGUCGACUUGUAUGCUGCUUACUGGGCGAUAGAUAUACUUCAAGAUCUUUUAAAGUUCACAUCCAUGUCACAAAGGGACGCAGAAAGCCUACAAGCAUGGUAUGAAGAACUGCUAAGGAAAAUUAGACCCAAUGCUGUUGGACUUGUGGAUGCUUUUGAUGUAAUUGAUGAGUUCUUGCAGUCAUCUCUCGGCGCGUACGACGGUCGCGUGUACGAGCGUCUGAUGGAGGAGGCGCUGAAGAGUCCUCUCAACAAAGAGCCCGUCAACCGCAGCUUCCACAUGUACCUCAAGCCCUUCAUGCAGGGGAAACUGUGAUACUCAAUAAAGUGUUAGAUAUAUUUGUAUUUGGGUACUAGAAUGAGAGAAAUAGCUGCUUGAGGGGUUCGAUUUUUAUUAAAGCGGCUAAAUGAGGAGACGGGUGUCGUUGGUGAGGUCACCAUCCAUGUGUAUAACGAGUCCAAAGAGCCCACGAGGAGGAUGCUAACUUGAGUUAAGGGAAAUGGUAUUUGCAGACUUGGACGUAGUUGGUUGACUCUUGUAGCAGAAUUUGAUUACUGGGUAUAAUGAAAGACAUUGUAGCCCGUGGCGUGGUGUAUUUUAUUUGAAAUUGUAUAGUGGGAAAUAUGAAAAUAUUUUAAUAAAUUCAAUACAAAUACAGUUU